Vidua chalybeata is the source of this 4857-nucleotide messenger RNA. RefSeq lists its product as uncharacterized. The transcript has 2 exons. NCBI's taxonomy places the organism in Eukaryota, Metazoa, Chordata, Aves, Passeriformes, Viduidae. The record is from RefSeq and is a predicted model, not a curated record. Bases 277 to 1365 code for a protein of 362 amino acids.
CAAAGGGUGGGGGGGGGAAGGCAAGGGGGAAAGGAACAAGGGAGAAAACCCUCCCCUCCCACCAUAAAGAUAACAAAUUUUGUACAUAUUCCCUAUCUCACUAUCAGAAGCCCCAUCCUUGUCCAAAGAUGAAAAUUAUCUCCGUUGGUGCUGUCCUCACUACUGCCUGGAUGCUCCUCACUGUACCACAUGCCUUCAGCUGGAUUAGCCCACAGCCUAGCCAUAACGUUUGGGUAACCUUAGCAAAGACAUUAAAACAGGGUAACGUGCUUAUCCAUGGGAAGCCUUGAUAACCCACUUUCCACAUGUCUGGUAGGGAUUCCAUUCGUAGCAGAUGACUGGCCCAUCUAUAAUUCAGAGCUCCUCUGCACCACAGGUAAGAGACCCAACCUGGUAGAUACUUGGGAUGAGUGGACAAAAAUGUUGCCCAAUGCUCUAGAGGAACCCCAAGAAUUGAACCUGUUGGGGUCCUCCAAGGCAACAUACUGUGUCAAAUUUUACUUUAGACGUCCAAAGAAUAAUUGGCCAGAAAUUGACCAGACAAAAAACACAUACAGGAAAGACAUAUCACCCAUUAACAAAGCCUAUAACUAUCCGCAUUGGUGCAAUUACACCGCUCGGGUGAUCUCUGUAUCCUCUCUCCACCCCAAAGUACUACCCAAAGGAAUGUUUCUCAUCUGUGGUGAUGGAGUAUGGGCUGGGAUCCCCUUGCAUCUCCAGGGAGGUCCCUGUAGCCUUGGAAAACUUUCUACCCUCACUCCAAAUAUUACCUUGUUACAUAACUGGAAAAAAGAAAGCGAAUUAAAAUGCCACAAAAGAUCCUACAUGGAAUUUGAUGAAAACUGCGAUCCCAAAUUAUAUGAUCGGAACAAACCAAAAAAGACUGCGGUCUCCCUAUUCCUACCCUGGGUAGCUGCAGCUAAAGCCCUUGGUGAAAUAAAUCACCUAGGGUGCUGGCUCAGUAAGCAAGCCAACACUACAUCUGCCACCCUGAGCAAUCUUUUAAAGGAAGAAGAAACCAUGAGACAUGGAUCACUUCAAAAUCGAGCAGCAAUCGACUUCCUACCGCUUGCCCACAGACAUGGCUGCCAAGACUUUAAAGGGAUGUGCUGCUUCAAUCUCUCUUCACGCUCAGAAUCCAUCCACGCAAACAUCCAGAAACUGAAGGAACUUGUGAAGGACUUAAAAGUAGAAAACAACCCAGACUGGGUCAAUGACUUUUUCGGUCAAUGGGGAUUAACAGGAUGGGUUGCAUCUUUGGUUAAGGAAAUUUUGUGGAUUUUCAUGCGGAAAUCAAGGGGAGCCGAUAUACCACAAUUGCCUAGAGACUAUCAAAGCUACCUAUUCCAGCUGCCCAGAUCUUAAGGAUACCCCUUUGGAUAAUGCAGAGACCUGGUUCACUGAUGGGAGCAGCUACAUCACCCAUGGAAAACGGCAUGCUGGGUAUGCAGUUACUACUUGCAGAGAAGUAAUAGAAUCGGGACCUUUGCCAACAGAUACCUCUUCACAAAAGGCCAAGAUAAUUGCUCUAACCUGUUGUUAUGGGUUGGCGCUGGUGUAGUGCUAGUCUACUCAUGAAAAUAUAUAUUUUUUAAAUGGCUACUGUGAGAUGUGACUAGGGACAGAGUAGAGCAGGCUUAAGUUUAGAAAUAAAGGAAAAAACUUUAUUAACUUAUACUACGGUAAAAGGAACACACAGGAAAAUGGAAUGAAAACUCUCUAAAACAUUCUUCCUCCCUCCACUUAAUUUUUACCAAAACACAGUGAGACAAAACUUUGGACUCUUGAUUAAGUUACUACUCUUCAGAUAAUUAAUUCUUAGUCUAUCAGGGGAGAGAGGAGUCUUUUUUUGUACUAUAGUCUUCUACAGGAAAUACAGUUGAAAUUUCUGAUGUUUUCAUGUCAGACAUGGCACUGCUUAGAGAAAAUCUGCUACUGUGACAUCUUCUUUCUAUGUAUAGUGCUCUCACUACUGUGCAUGGACCGAAACUGCUUAUAGGGUUCUUUUAAGGAUGCUUUGCUAAGUACUAAAGAACAACAGUUUCUCAUUUUGGGAUAACAGUUUCCUCUAUUUUUUCCUCCCCUGGGGCUGAGGGUCUUGAAAACAGAGAUCUUCUUUUUCUCUGAAGACAGAGGGCACCACCACACCCUCCUCAACUUUUCUCUGUUCACUCUACUCUUGCACAUGACGUCACUUACUGAAGCAGGCCACUCUCACUCUUGUACUCUCUUGGCUCAAGUCAUUGCAUCCCCCUAAAUGCAGUUUCUGUGUUGGGGAGAAUUGGUUCAGUCUAUGGCUAUACAAGAAAAGUCCAGUCAAAGGCCAUUCCAUCAUCUCCUCCUACUUAGGAUUUCUUUUCUAUCUUUUUCUGACAUUUCAGGUCUCAGACUGUCUCUCUUUCAAAUCUAGGAGGAGUAGUGUUUUGCAAAGCUUUCUUUGCCUAAGAAAGGGUUAAAAGUCUCGGGCUCUCAUGACCAGGCUGCUCAGAACUCUCACAGCUGGGCACCUUCCCCCCCCUUCUCUUUCUCCUCUGCCGGCAUACUGCCAGCACAUGAGAUCAAAUUUCCAGGUGGGACAGGCUCUCUGUCUCUCUUUCUCUGUCUCUCUCUCUCCAUCUGAGGGGGGGGGAACAAAGACAUCUCAGUUUUUCUCUUCCGUCUUGCAGGGGCCAAUACGGUUCUAUACCCUUCACCCCCUGGCUUACUUCUCUUAGGCUGCAUGGCUUCCCCUCCCCUACCCAGCCUGUGGCUGGGCAGGGGAUGUCUGAAUUCUUCACUGACUGGAACAAAAGAGAGCAUUCCCCUGGGAGUUCUUUACUUUUUUACCCUGUGUUCUCAGAGGCGUGUCUAGGUCUUUAGUGGCCACACUAGGCGUCAAUAUUCAAAUCUGACUACUGAUUGGUUUGACUACAACUUCUUGAGAAAAUUCACUUCCUUGUCAACCUAUGACACUCUACCCUUCUCCUCUGAGAACAUACCUUUCUAAAAUGAUUAUCAAAAUUACAUUCAACACACUUCUACUUAAAGCAAUAACUUACACUAAACCUCUACCCCUGGAUUUUCACUAUUAAUCUACUUUAACUUUUUAACUUCUACACCACCACUGGACCUUCAGAGGAAAACUACACCCUUCUACAGGAUCACUGCUUCAAAAGAACCACAUUUGUCACUCAAAGAGGACUGCAGCCACCAUUUAAUCAGACUGCUACCAACACCCUGACCAACAGGGUGUCAGGUCAUAUUCUGACUCUGUCAGCGUUGUUUUGUAUUACUGCAUUUUUAUUUUGAAUUUUCUUAAUAAAGAACUGUUAUUCCUGCUCCCAUAUCUUUGCCCUUAAUUUCAAAAUUAUAACAAUUCGGAUGGAGGGGGUUUACAUUUUCCAUUUCAAGAGAAGCUCCUGCCUUCCUUAGUAGACACUCAUCUUUUCAAACUAAGACAGAUUUUGGCACCCAAUGUGAAGCACGAGGGCAUUGAGAGAAAAAGGAUGAAAAAAGGAAUAGCAGUUCUUGAGUAACCUAAUUUUUGUGUGCUGAUAUAGAAACCUCAUUAGGUGUCACCAUAUGGUCUAGCUUGCCCUGGUUUGGAUGGCACGUGGUUGUGGCUAUAUUUCUCCCAUUUGCAGGCCCUUAUGUAUACAUGUGUCCCAUAACUAAGGCUACUGUGGCUGUUAUCCAGUUUGCUUUAUAGGUUAAUAAAGUGAUGAAUUAAUGGAUUUUUAACUUCCUCUGGAAGGUAGGCACAUGGAUUCAGAGCUAUCACACACUAACUGUAUGUUUUUGGGGUUACUUUAAUAAUGGUACCUACUGUAAAGAAAUUACACCGGGGGAAAUUUUCUCCCAACCUUUCAACCAGCUCUUUGGGUUUGCCCCAUCAGUUUUCGAAGGGUUCAAAUCUUCUCUAAACAAUAAUGAUAUCAUACAGUAGUUAGUGUUGCUGAUAUGCCUGUUAAACCUGUUCUAUUUAGCAUUCAGAUAUUAGGGAAGAUUAACUUGGAUAACCACCCUUAUACCUACCCCAGAAACUAGGGAUGCUGCCACAGAGCCUGAUACUGCCCCAGAGACUAGGGAUGCUGACACACCACCUGACCCUGCCCCACAACCCACCUCAGAAAUAAACCACCCAAACUGGAUGGGGGUAAUGGAAGAGAAGAUAUGUCAGGUGCUGAAGGAAUACAUUUCCCCAGCUGGUGAGAAACCCUACCCCUGCCUUAAAGAGGAAGAGUCUAAUAGUACAGCAGUGGAAUCCACAGACAUUACAACCAUCCAGGUUCCAGCUGAACUGAAAGGGCAGUCACAGCCAGCAGCAGUCUUCCCUGUGGACACGAGGAAGUCUAAGAUUAAAUCAGAGCACCCAGAUAAUAAGGAUAAGAAAGGAGGGCCCUCACAACCUGCAGGGGAGCCAACAUUUGAGAUCAUCACCUAGUCCCUGACGUAUGAAAGUCUCCGUAUCUGCACAAAGUCAUUGUACGAUGGUGGUGUAAAGCUUAUACAACCUAGUUAUUCAGGUCUGGGACCUUAUGGGUACAGGCAUGAAACUGGAUAGUGAGACAAAGAAUUUGGUAUCCUUGACUCAAGACUCAGGUAUGAAUCAGGUAUUUGUAAGGGAGCCAGAUCCCUUUCCCUCUGCGAGCAGCUUUAAUGAGUGUAAGAGAGAAGUUUGUCCACAGAGAGCAAAUGCAAGAGUACCAUAAUAGAAUGCUCUAGAAGACCCUUGAAGAAGAGAUCCAACAGCUGAGAGAAGUGGCAGUAUUGGAGGUACUCUUUGUGAGGGAUGGACAGCAUGAUAAUGACCCCAACAAGGUCAGGUGCACAGGGCAAAUGUUGUGGAGUCUGGCAAAUCUAGGGCCAUCUCAAUAC